AUGCCACUUUAUGCCAAAUUUCUGAAAGAGCUUAUGACAAGAAAAAGAAACUGGGGAGAAAAAGAGACUAUAGUGCUAACUGAGGAGUGUAGUGCCAUCAUACAAAAGAAGCUUCCCCAGAAGAUGAAAGACCUAGGGAGUUUUCAAAUCCCUUGCAUCAUAGGGGAUAUCCAUAUUGAGAAAGCCUUGUGUGAUUUGGGAGCUAGCAUUAACCUCAUGUCCCUAACCAUGAUGAGGAGGAUAAAGAUUGAGAAAGCCAAGCCAACAAGAAUGGAACUCCAAUUGGCUGACAGAACAUUCAAAUUUCCACAUGGGGUAGUGGAAGACUUGCUGGUAAAAGUGGAGAAAUUCAUUUUCCCAGUUGACUUUGUUGUGCUGGACAUGGAAGAGGAGGCGAACACCCCAAUCAUCCUAGGAAGACCAUUCCUAGCCACUGCUGGAGCUAUCAUUAAUGUGCAAAAAGGGGAGCUAGUCUUGAGAUUGCAUGAAGAAAAGAUGGUCUUCAAUGUCUUUAAGGCUGUGAGCUACCCCCAAGGAAUCCAUGAGAGAAUGCAUGAUGGUGGACACUAUAGAACAGAUAGUUCAAGGGGUAUUGGAAGAGGAACAAUGUGA
Molecule: messenger RNA, 612 nt
Organism: Arachis duranensis
Lineage: Eukaryota; Viridiplantae; Streptophyta; Magnoliopsida; Fabales; Fabaceae
Exons: 1
Coding region: 1-612 (203 amino acids)
Source: RefSeq, a predicted model, not a curated record